AUGCCGAGAAAAUAUGUAAGGAAUCAUACAGUAGCCAAAGGGCAGUGGACUGAGGAAAAUUUAAUUCUGGCCAUGGCAAAAGUAAAAAAUGGUGAAAUAUCGGAAAACAAAGCUUCUAGACUUUAUGGAAUACCGAUUCGCACCUUGAGUAGGCGCCUCAAGACUGGUGAUACUAAAAAGACUCGACUAGGUCCUCAAGCAUCACUUGGGAAAGAGAACGAAAAACGAUUGGCUUCUUAUGUCAAACGUCUAGCUAACGCUGGUUUUCCACUUGAUAGAUCGACUAUUCGGUCUCUUGCCUAUCAAUUUGCUGAGAAGCUUGGAAUUCAGCAUAAAUUUCCGAAAGAAAAAGAGAAGGCUGACCAGCAUUGGCUCACAUCUUUUCUAGAAAGAAACAAAGAUGUCUCUGUUCGUCAAGCAGAAGGUCUAUCUGUUGCAAGAGCCCAGGGAAUGAACAGAGAAGAAGUAGGUGCAUUUUUUAAACUACUUGAAGAAGAAAUGGUAAAGCAUGAUUUGACUAACAGACCUGAAAAUAUAUUUAAUGUUGAUGAAACUGGGAUCCAACUUAUAAAUAAACCUGGAAAAAUAUUAACAGCCAAAGGUGCUAAGGACGUUCACGUGAUCACACCUCGAGAAAAAGGAGAAACGAUUUCUCUGGUUGCAUGUUGCAGUGCUGAAGGUCGUUUUCUACCUCCAGUUUUAAUAAUGAAAGGAGUCAAUAAAAAGGCUGAAUUUUCUGAUGUCUACGGGGAUUGCGGUUUAUCUUAUCGCAGUAUUGCUGAUCGCGUCGGUCGAGAUCCUGACGGUUAG
Molecule: messenger RNA, 810 nt
Organism: Uloborus diversus
Lineage: Eukaryota; Metazoa; Arthropoda; Arachnida; Araneae; Uloboridae
Product: tigger transposable element-derived protein 6-like
Exons: 3
Coding region: 1-810 (269 amino acids)
Cellular component (GO): nucleus
Molecular function (GO): DNA binding
Source: RefSeq, a predicted model, not a curated record